UAACCAAUCAAAAUUGAGAUUACGUCUCAUACAAUCUGCGCUAAGUUUAAAGUGCAGCAAUUGUUGCAUGGGAAAUUAUCUGCUGAUAUUCUUCUGCAACCCAUGAGUUCUCGUGAAAAGUAUGUAUUCUACAAAGACAGACAAGAAUGGGAUGAUGUUAAUCCGAUUCCUCAGGAUGAUGGAGGUCGGAACAUUGUAAAUAUAGCAUAUUCUGAAGAAUUUGUUGAUGCACAUGACUAUUUUCGUGCAGCCUUAAUGAAGGACGAGCGUAGUGAGCGGACAUUUUCACUAACCUCUGACAUUUUAUUGUUUAAUCCCGCCAACUACACAGCUUGGGAGUACAGAAGACGGAUCAUCGAAGAAAUUUCACCUGACCUAAAUGGUGAGAUGCGUUUCGUUGGUGGGCUUAUUGAAGACUAUUCAAAAAAUUACCAGUUAUGGCAUCAUCGACAAUGGGUUGUCGAAAAAUUAUCACAACAGAAUCAAAAUAACUCCAGCUUUAUAACACAUCUUAGUUCAGAGGAAUUAGAUUUUGUUGGGUCUGUUAUUUCAGAUGAUCCUAAAAAUUAUCAUGCUUGGCAGCACCGUCGGUGGAUUGUAACUUUUUUCAAUGUGCCUGUUAAAACAGAGCUAGCAUUCACCGAACAAACGCUUUCCAGUGACGUUUAUAAUAAUUCGGCUUGGAAUCAUCGUUACUAUAUUGUCAUGUGUGACGAAGGUUUAUCAUCUACCGUUCUUCAGCGUGAAAUAGAUUUUGUUCAAAGACGUAUCUCCUUUGCUCCGAAUAAUGAAAGUUCAUGGAAUUAUUUUUAUGGUUUGCUAAUGCCCAUAGUACGUGGGAAAAAACAUAUUCAUAAUUCUUCGUGUAAACUCUUAGUUGAUCAGAAUUCGAAUAUUAAGCAAAAUAUUAUGUCUGAUCUUCAAAUUAUGCAGAAAUUUGCAGAGGAAUUGGUUGCAUCUGAUCAAAUAGCUGGUGAUUGUUUAGCACCGCUUAGUUUCUUGGUUGAAGUGUAUGCUGAUUGUUUAGAAUCCUAUUUUACUGAAAAAUCAGGUAGUACGUGCGAAACACAUUCUAGUCUCAAUGCUGUUGGUGUGACUUCUGAUGACUCGAAUAAUGCCAGUUCUGAUCCCAAAGAAAUAUUUGACCGAGCUGUCAAUUUAUGCGAACGUUUGGCCCGUGAAGUGGAUCGAGUUCGAGCUAAUUAUUGGCAAUAUCGUGCUCGUCAGUUAAUGUGCUUUGCCAAAAAAUUCAACCUAAUUCCAGAAAUCACUAUACCAUAAACAUCUAAACUAGGUUUUACAAUUUUGCAUCAAAAAGUAACUUAAUAAAUGACGUUUGUAAUAUUUAUUUCUGCUGAUUGUACUUGUUUCACGAAUCAUAAGCCGUCACAUACUCCUUAGGCUUCUAAUAGAAUGUCUUCACUUUUAGAGUUUGGAGUUAAGCAUCUUUUUUUACGACGGAAAAUAGUUUUCAGCCUUUAAAAAAGCAGUUAUUAAAAAAUAUAUAAUAAUUUAUUAGUGUGCAGUAUACAUAAGAGUAUAUCACAGAUCAUUCUGAGAGCUACCAAAGUUUAUGUAAAAACAUUAACCUUGUGAAUUCACUUUUAGUUCUACACAGCUCAAAUAAAUACUUAUGGUUUAAAUUGGGAUAGAUU
Messenger RNA from Schistosoma intercalatum, 1655 nucleotides. The record is from the annotation of a GenBank genome assembly. Lineage: Eukaryota; Metazoa; Platyhelminthes; Trematoda; Strigeidida; Schistosomatidae.